CUGAGUGAGGGGCAGGAGAGCCAGGACUGGAGGUAGCUGGGAGAGUUGGAGGGCUCCAUGACUUCGGUGCUAAGGAUCUCCCCAUAAAGGGGGCCAUGGGACCUCUGGAUCUCUGGAGCCUACUGCUGUUGUUGCUGCUACCCCCUACCUUGCCCCUGCCCCUGGGGGGGGGUCUGCAGAGCCCAGCGCCGUCGGAGUGCUACCAGGUGAAUGGGGCGGACUACCGAGGCCACCAGAACCGGACGGGGCCCAGAGGCAGUGGUCGGCCCUGCCUUUUCUGGGACCAGACGCAGCAGCAUAGCUACAGCAGCAGCAAGGACCCCCAGGGCCGCUGGGGACUGGGCGCGCACAACUUCUGCCGGAAUCCCGACGGAGACGUCCAGCCCUGGUGCUAUGUAGCAGAGACCGAGGAGGGGAUCUACUGGCGGUACUGCGACAUUCCCACAUGCCACAUGCCGGGCUACUUGGGCUGUUUUGUGGAUUCCGGGGCUCCCCCAGCUUUGAGUGGCCCCAGUGGCACCUCCACCAAGCUCACAGUACAGGUCUGCCUGCGCUUCUGUCGCAUGAAGGGAUACCAGCUAGCUGGGGUGGAGGCCGGCUAUGCUUGUUUCUGCGGCUCGGAAGGGGACCUGGCCCGGGGACGCCCAGCCCCGGCCACAGAUUGUGACCAGAUCUGCUUCGGCCACCCGGGACAGCUGUGCGGUGGAGACGGGAGGCUGGGCAUCUAUGAAGUGUCGGUGGGCUCCUGCCAAGGGAAUUGGACCGCCCCCCAGGGUGUCAUCUACUCCCCGGAUUUCCCAGAUGAGUAUGGCCCGGAUCGCAACUGCAGCUGGAUUCUGGACCCGCCAGGGUCCGCCCUGGAACUCACCUUCCGCCUCUUUGAGCUGGCUGACUCCAGAGACAGGCUGGAGCUUCGGGAGGCUGGCUCCGGCCGGCUACUGCGGGAUUUCGAUGGGUCAAGGCCCCCACCCCCUGGGCCCCUGCACGUUCCCACAGCUGCCCUCCUGCUCACCUUCCACAGUGACCCCCGAGGCCAUGCCCAGGGUUUUGCCCUCACCUACCGAGGGAUUUUGGAUCCUCUGGAGAACAUGGGAUCCCCUCAAAGCUUGGCCCAGACCUUGCCAGUCCCCAUGGAUGGAACUGACUGCAGCCCUGGGCCUGGGGUUCCAGACCCUGGAAUUAGGGCUGGGGUCUUCUACGCCUUGAUGGUGGUGUCUGUAUCGCUCCUCAUCCUCUUCUCCUUCUACCGUGUGCUUCGGAAACGGAGCUGUAUGCUGGCACCAGGGAAGGGGCUGAUGGGGCGACUACUGGUGCUGGGCCCUGUCAGGGGAGCUGGGAGAAGCUGGGUCGUCUGGUAUCGCAGGCCCCGUGGGGUAGCUGUCCCCAGUCCCACUGGAGACCCCACACCUGAGGGUCCAGCCCUGGCCUACCGGCCCCUCAGUGCCUCCAGCCAGAGCUCCCUACGAUCCCUCAUCUCAGCGCUCUGACCAGGACUGGCAAACCCACUUCAGCCCGGGUACCUUAGCCACCGUGGGCAAACUGCCACACAUCUUCUGAGAAGUCUGUCUGUUCCCACCGGCCCAGGUCUCCACACUGGUCCCUAUCUCCCAUUCCUUCAACUAAUGGCCUAAAAUGGAAUCAGAAGUCAAAGGGACAAAAAACCUUGGACACCUGCUUGCCUACUUCUGAGUGAAAGAGGGGUGGGGGAAGGGUGGAGCGGUCAAAUCUUCAGCCUUGUUGGUGGGUCUCAGGAUGAUUAAGGUCCAAAAGCAAAAGAAAAUACAGAACUGUGGACCUCUACUCAGCUCCCCCAGGACCAUGUACUAAAUUGGGAGUAGGUUUGAGAUUACUGGAAAAUGGUGCUCCUUUCAGGAAUAUCCAUGAACUUGAUGAAGAGGUCACAGGUCAAGGAAAAGUGGCCAAGGGCCUGAC
Molecule: messenger RNA, 1932 nt
Organism: Trichosurus vulpecula (common brushtail)
Lineage: Eukaryota; Metazoa; Chordata; Mammalia; Diprotodontia; Phalangeridae
Gene: KREMEN2
Product: kringle containing transmembrane protein 2
Exons: 9
Coding region: 96-1487 (463 amino acids)
Biological process (GO): multicellular organism development
Cellular component (GO): plasma membrane
Source: RefSeq, a predicted model, not a curated record